GCCCUUCAUGCGUCAUCCGUCCAGCGCAUAAAAGCGUUGCCUUCCCGAGAAAACGAAUCUCUUGAAUCGAAUUGGAACUCCGUCUGUAAUCCCUUAUUUGCGGUAUUGCCCACGACUCCUCGCGAAUUAUAUAUACCUUCUCAAAGGCCCUGGAGCCUUAAGUCAUCCAUCUAUCUCACUCCGUGGAGACUCUUCGGACAGGCUGUGCGCUGUUCCAGACACAUACAGAGCGGCAAAGAAAAAGCAAAGUUUUGGUUGUCAUGGCAGACCAACUACACAUCAUUCUCACCACGUCGAGUGUGGCGUUCAUCACGGGCUUUGGACUCGGCGUUUACGCCAUUCGCGGCUACCUGAUCUCUCCAGAGUUGACCGCUGAGCGCGAUGGCAACCUAAAAGACCCCGUGGAAAGCGACGAGUCGGAUAUCGACGAGAGCGACACCAUCCUCGACCACGCACCGAAUUGGGCCAAUGGAGAGGCUGCUGAUCGCCGCGAUGGUCUGCGCCAAGCCGCUGCAGUCAGGCGGACACCUACCGUCGUGGACAAUGGCAACGAAGAAUGCAAGCUCGUUCUGGUGGUGCGGACGGACUUGGGCAUGACUAAAGGUAAAAUCGCGGCCCAAUGCUCCCACGCGACACUCGCCUGUUACAAGUCCCUCUCUCGCGCAGCUGCCAAGAACGGCCCUUCAUCCCCGGAAGCCCGAAUCCUCAACCGCUGGGAGAAGCUCGGCCAGGCCAAGAUCGCGGUACAAACGAAGAAUGAGGAGGAGCUCAGGAAUCUGCGGAAGACGGCGUGGGAUUUGGGCGUCACUGCCGAGGUCAUUGCCGACGCUGGCCGGACCCAGAUCGAGGCGGGAAGCUUGACAGUGCUUGGAGUCGGACCGGCACCUAGAAGUUUGGUCGACAAGGUUACAGGACACCUUAAGCUACUCUGAGGUCAUGUCGGGGAGGUGCGAGCCCGCUGUGUAUGAGCGAGUGAAACCGGUGACCAUAGCGGUACCGCGUGCAAAUGAACGCGACGAACGCGGCGAACCAUGUGAAGGCCGUCAAUGCUGGCAAAUAAUAGAAACUGAGCAUGUCUCCCUUCAGACUGGGGCUGGAGUUGGAAGUCCGGUGGGUAUGAGCUGUGCAAAUAACAAAUUACACUCACAACUGAGU
Sodiomyces alkalinus F11 is the source of this 1155-nucleotide messenger RNA. RefSeq names its product peptidyl-tRNA hydrolase. NCBI's taxonomy places the organism in Eukaryota, Fungi, Ascomycota, Sordariomycetes, Glomerellales, Plectosphaerellaceae. The transcript is spliced from 2 exons. Gene Ontology annotation, cellular component: mitochondrion; cytosol. The coding region runs from base 261 to 932 and encodes 223 amino acids. The record is from RefSeq and is a predicted model, not a curated record. Gene Ontology annotation, molecular function: peptidyl-tRNA hydrolase activity.